Thamnophis elegans (Western terrestrial garter snake) is the source of this 2057-nucleotide messenger RNA. It is a transcript of the gene ODAD4, whose product is annotated as tetratricopeptide repeat domain 25. NCBI's taxonomy places the organism in Eukaryota, Metazoa, Chordata, Lepidosauria, Squamata, Natricidae. Gene Ontology annotation, cellular component: cytoplasm. Bases 1 to 1959 code for a protein of 652 amino acids. Gene Ontology annotation, molecular function: protein binding. The record is from RefSeq and is a predicted model, not a curated record. The transcript is spliced from 12 exons.
AUGGGGGACAACGAGGGGGAAGUUUUGCGGGGGACUUUCCCCAGCCUCUUGGCUGAAGGAACCAUGCUUAGCCGACGCGGGGAGCUCACCAAAGCUCUGUCCUACUACACUUACGCCUUACAGCUUCAACCUGGCGACAGAAACUGCCUUGUUGCCCGUUCAAAAUGCUACUUGAGACUUGGAGAUACACAAAAUGCCCUAAAAGAUGCAGAAGCCUCUCUGACUGCUGACAAAGAAUUUACUAAGGGACUGUAUCAAAAAGCAGAAGCUUUGUAUACCAUGGGAGAUUUUGAAUUUGCUUUGGUAUUUUAUCAUCGAGGGCACAAGCUCCGCCCUGAUUUGCAGAAAUUCAGACUGGGUAUUCAGAAAUCCAAAGAAGCAAUUGAAAAUUCAGUUGGAAGCCCAUCAUCCGUGAGAUUGGAGAAUAGAGGGGACCUCUGCUUUCUGAGUCGCCAGGCAGAGAGUAAAAAAGCAAAGCAGAAACUUCAUAUCAAAAAGGAUUCAAAAUACUUAACUAAACAACAGGUCCCCGAAAGGAAUGAGAAGAUGGAAAGGCAGCUCCUGGGAGAGCUCUAUGUUGACAAGGCUUUUCUGCAAAAACUGCUCAAGGAUGAAGAGUUGAUCAAAAGUGUAACCAAGCAGGGAGUAACUGUUGGAGACUUACUUAAUGAGGGUCUUUCCUACCUGGAUACUCGCACAGAUUUCUGGCAGCAACAAAAACCUAUUUAUGCCCGGAUCAGAGAUCGCAAGCUUAUGUUGAAAAGAUGGACCCGAGAUCAGAAGCGGAAGCCCUCUGAGGUGGCAAGAUACAUACUAAAGAGCAUGGAGGACAUUGAUAUCCUGCUGACCAGUGGCUGCCCUGAAAGAAGUUUCCAGAAAGCUGAGCAAGUACUGAAAAAAAUCCAGAGCUGGUCCGAUGAUGAAAUUCCCAACAGGAGUGAGCUGGUUGGAAAUCUUUACAGCUGCAUUGGAAAUGCUCACAUUGAGAUGGGGAAUAUGAUAGAAGCUUUGCAGAGCCACCGGCUAGAUUUGGAUAUUGCCAAAGAAAACAACUUGACUGAUGCCAUCUCCAGAGCUCUUGACAACAUUGGUCGGGUAUAUGCCCGUAUGGGCAACUUUCAAGAAGCCAUUGACACCUGGGAGGAAAAGAUUCCUCUUAUGAAGAGUAAUUUGGAGAAAACUUGGCUAUUCCACGAAAUUGGCAGAUGCUACCUAGAACUCAACAAAGCAGCUGAAGCUCGAGAUUAUGGUGAAAAGUCCUUGCAGUGCGCGGAGGAAGAGGGAGAUAUUGAGUGGCAGCUCAAUGGUGGGGUACUGGUGGCACAGGCACAGGUGAAACUGGAGGAUUUUCAGUCUGCAGUCACAUACUUUGAAAAGGCUCUAGAGAAGGCAAAACGUAUCCACAAUGAUGCAGCUCAGCAGGCAAUCAUCAUUGCUUUGGAUGAAGCCAACAAAGGGUUCAUCAAAGAGUUGAAAGAAGAACAGAGACUUGAGAGGAUGCGUGAAUUAAAAGAGUUAGAAGAUGAGGAGGAGGAGGAAGAGAAGGAGGAGGCCCUCAAGAGAGAUGCAGCUGAUAAAGAAAAAAAGGAGGAAGCUGAAAAACCUGAAUCUGAAGAAGUGAAAGAGGUAUUACCCCAAGAAGAAGAAGAAGAAGAGGUAUUACCUCAAGAAGAAGAAGAGGUAUUACCUCAAGAAGGAGAAGAGGUAUUACCCCAAGAAGGAGAAGAGGUAUUACCCCAAGAAGGAGAAAAGGUAUUACCCCAAGAAGGAGAAGAGGUAUUACCCCAAGAAAGAGAAGAGAUGCCUAUGCCUGAGAAUGGGGAACUACAACAGAUGGAGGGAGAACCAGAUCAAGGAGAAACUCAAAAGAAAGUAGAGGAACAGGAAAAAACUGGGGAAGAGUCUGAGAAAGUAUUAGAACCUGACCCAGAAAAACUAACUGAAGAAACUACAGGAUAAGACUGGUGAAAAUUGCUUUUGGUUUGUAAUUUAGGAACUGUUUUCUUGUAAUCCAUUUUGCCUCACAAUAUUUUCUCCCCACAUUAUUGCUUGUGAUG